Gloeophyllum trabeum ATCC 11539 is the source of this 669-nucleotide messenger RNA. Its product is annotated as HAD-like protein. The record is from RefSeq and is a predicted model, not a curated record. Gene Ontology annotation, molecular function: beta-phosphoglucomutase activity; sugar-phosphatase activity. The transcript is spliced from 7 exons. NCBI's taxonomy places the organism in Eukaryota, Fungi, Basidiomycota, Agaricomycetes, Gloeophyllales, Gloeophyllaceae. The coding region runs from base 1 to 669 and encodes 222 amino acids.
AUGGACGGCACCCUGGUAGACUCCACCGCAGGUGUCGUAGGCGCAUGGGAGACAUUCGCAGAGACCUACCCCGGUUUGAACGUGACAGAAAUCCUUAGCACCUCCCAUGGCGUACGGACCGUCGAGAACCUGAAAAAACAUUGCGGUAUCACAGACCCGGACGAGCUUGAGCGAGAAGCGUCCCGAUUCGAGAAGGAAAUCGUAAACUCCUCCAAGAAGAAUGGUCGGCGGGGCAUAGUCCAAUUACCAGGUGUUCGCGAGAUCAUGGCCGAACUGCUUCCGGGUCGGUCACUGCCCAAACCCUGCUGGGCUAUCUGCACCUCCGCCACUCGGGAUUACGCUGCCGCCGCCCUGGAGAUGGCUGGUGUUCCGGUUCCCGAAGCAUUCGUUGUCGCAGAAGACGUUCAACAGGGCAAGCCCGCGCCUGAUCCGUACUUGCUCGGCGCAAAGAAAGCUGGCGCAGACCCCAAGAAAUGCCUUGUCGUGGAAGACGCUCCCGCCGGAAUUCGCAGUGGGCAAGCGGCAGGCUGCAAAACCCUAGCGCUCGUUACCUCGCAUACUCGGGAGCAAAUGGAGGCCACUAAGCCCGACUAUCUGGUGACGAACCUCGCGAGCGUAACAAUGAAGAGGAUCGAAGGAGGUGUCGAAGUCACCAUUCAUAUGCCGUAG